Messenger RNA from Nerophis lumbriciformis (worm pipefish), 555 nucleotides. The record is from RefSeq and is a predicted model, not a curated record. Lineage: Eukaryota; Metazoa; Chordata; Actinopteri; Syngnathiformes; Syngnathidae.
ACUACCUGAAACAUCACCAUGGGCAAGAUCAUCCUUUUCGAGGAGAAGAAUCUCCAGGGUCGCUCCUAUGAGUGCCUCAACGAUUGCCCCGAGCUGACCUCUGUCCUGAGCCGCUGCCAGUCCUGCCGGGUGGAGAGCGGUUGCUUCAUGGUUUAUGACCGCUCCAACUUCCUGGGCAACCAGCUGUUCCUGAAGAGAGGGGAGUACCUCGACCUGCAGCGCAUGACGACUGUGGGAGUCACCCUGGACUCCAUCAGAUCCUGCAAAAUGAUCCCUUUACACAGAGGCCAGUUCAAGAUUAAGAUCUUUGAGCGUGAGAACUUGAGCGGUCAGUCCAAUGAACUCCAGGAGGACUGCGAGAACAUCAUGGAGCGCUUCCGCAUGAACGACAUCCUGUCCUGCCAAGUGUUGGAGGGUCACUGGCUGCUCUUUGAGCAGCCCAACUUCCGUGGCAGGAUGAUCUAUGUGAAGCCCGGUGAGCACCGCAGCCUCAGGGAGUUGAGCCAGAGCGGAAUUAGGAUCAUCAGCUUGAGGCGUAUCACUGACAUGUGCUAG